Messenger RNA from Candida albicans SC5314, 627 nucleotides. RefSeq lists its product as uncharacterized. NCBI's taxonomy places the organism in Eukaryota, Fungi, Ascomycota, Pichiomycetes, Serinales, Debaryomycetaceae. The coding region runs from base 1 to 627 and encodes 208 amino acids. The record is from RefSeq and is a predicted model, not a curated record. The transcript has a single exon.
AUGAAUAUGAAUAUUGGGUCUCACCGAGACGAAUCGGUUUCAACUAACCCGAACAGUUUACAUAUGCAGUUUUUUCAAGACGAUCCAGACCAAAUAGCUCCGGUGCACCUUGAUCCAACAUCUAUGAUUGUCAAUAGAGUUACAAUAAAUACAUUGGAAGAGCAGCUGACGAACCCCAAGAUUUUUGAAGACAACCAAGAUAACGACGAAAGUGACAAGUACUCAGAGGAUAAACUAGACCCUAUAGCCUUUUCCAUCAGAAAUAGAAAGUUUAAAGCAGAAUUGACACCAGAUGAAAGGGGAUAUAUUAUUGGCCGAUCAGUAAGCACGAGUGUUCAGGAACUAGCAAAAGAAUUAAAACUAUCUCGAAGUACUAUACAGCAUACGCUCAAGAUGUGUCGACAAAGAAAACAUAACAAAACCCUUAAUCAAAAUAGAGGUCGGAAACUAGCCAUCUCGCCUGAGGAAAUGGAAAGAGUGCUAAAGUUAAUAGAGCAAAGACCCGGAAUAAGUAAACAAGAAAUAAUAUCGUCUUUGGAUUUAAAAGUGAGUUCCCGGACUCUUGCGAGAGCUUUACAAAGGAAUGGAACAAAAAGACUAACGCUGCGAAAUCAUGGCAAGCAGUAA